AGAUCUAUCGAUGGGUAACCAUAUUUGACCAGAAGUUCCGUAACUUUACCUGUAGUUGCAUCGAUUCCGAAAGGAAUUGGUGUUCAAUCGACCGGGUAAUCUAUGUCUCCCCCUCACCCAUUGUAAUGAACAAUCACCUCCUCAUUAGCUUUUUUAUCAACGACUCCAAUGAAAAUAACUCCAAUAGUUAUCACGUAUUCGGAGGACCAAUGAUUGUGGAGGCGCUCAAGAAUUCAACAAAACCUUUGGAAGAAUUGUGGAAAAUGGGAAUGGAAGUGCUGAGCCUCCAGACAAAUAUGGGCACAAUAGUGGUGAAGCCGUUGGAGACGAGUUCGCACCGGUUGGCCAAAUUCGAGUUACUCGUGUUCAUAUUCACCCUGGUCAUGUUCAUAUGCACUGUACUGCUAUGUCUGGCCAUCAUCUGCUCGUGUGCCAAACGAAAGAGCGUUGAUAUGAAUCAGAUUCAACUCAAUAACGCCAAUCGUCGCCAAACGUCUACAAUCAAUGGCUUUGAUCUGAAUUCCGCGUCUAAUAUAUUAAGAGAUGAAAUCCAUGAGAAACGUAAUCACAAUGUGAUAAACCUGGAGGACGGGUGGGUAGCGCCGAUAGAUAAUGUCAUUGAUAAGUGUGGUAAUUAUGAUAUGGGAAUGGAAGUGCUGAGCCUCCAGACAAAUAUGGGCACAAUAGUGGUGAAGCCGUUGGAGACGAGUUCGCACCGGUUGGCCAAAUUCGAGUUACUGGUGUUCAUAUUCACCCUGGUCAUGUUCAUAUGCACUGUACUGCUAUGUCUGGCCAUCAUCUGCUCGUGUGCCAAACGAAAGAGCGUUGAUAUGAAUCAGAUUCAACUCAAUAACGCCAAUCGUCGCCAAACGGCUACAAUCAAUGGCUUUGAUCUGAAUUCCGCGUCUAAUAUAUUAAGAGAUGAAAUCCAUGAGAAACGUAAUCACAAUGUGAUAAACCUGGAGGACGGGUGGGUAGCGCCGAUAGAUAAUGUCAUUGAAAAUGAGAAAAUUACUAAAUAUGAUAAUCUUCAGGACACGAAACUGUAAAAUACAU
Messenger RNA from Oppiella nova, 1056 nucleotides. The record is from the annotation of a GenBank genome assembly. NCBI's taxonomy places the organism in Eukaryota, Metazoa, Arthropoda, Arachnida, Sarcoptiformes, Oppiidae.